CCAGACGGCAGCGGCGAUGGCUCCGCAGUGACGGUUGGAGCUAACGGUCGCUAUUGACAUUGCGGCGCGGAUCGCGGCGGCCGACCCGGCCCCGCUCGGCGGCGCCCGCCCCGCGGCCACCCGGCCAGCAGCCACCGGCCCCGCGGAGGAGGCGGCGGCGGCGCCGCGGUGAUGCGGCCGCGCUGAGGCCCAGGUGCAUCCGCCUCCCUCCCUCCCCUCCCUCCCUCCCUCCCUCCCUCCCUCCCCCGCCGCCGGAUCGGGCAGCGCGGCCCGGCCCGCCGCCGCCCUGAGCUGGCUUCGCCGUUCCUCCCUGCGGCCGCCGCCAUGGCGGGCCGCCGCUGAGGAAGCGUCCGCUCGGAGGGGAGGGCGGCCCGGCAUGGCCCGCAGCCUGGAGUAGCCGCGCCGCCGCCUCCUCCCUGCGCUGUGCGGCUGCGGGCGGGCCGAGGCCGCUGCUCGGGAGCGAGGCCCCGCUGGAGGCGGAGGAGGAGCCAGCGCGGCCCCUCUGACAGGGCCGCCGGGCCGCCGCGGCCUCCGCGCUGCCGCCGCCGCCGCGCGGCUCCAGGUGGCCCCGGACCAAGGUGACACCCGGCCUGCCGCCCCCGCCCCGGGGCCACCUGCCCCCUCGGCCGGCACGGCCUCGGCGCCGCGCUUUCUUCUCACCCCGGAGCCGGCGGCGUGCGAGCGGCUGCGAUGAACCCGGUGAAUGCCACUGCUCUCUACGUUUCAGCGAGCCGCCUGGUGCUCAACUACGACCCUGGGGAUCCCCAGUCCUUUACCGAGAUUAACAAGCUCCUGCCCUACUUCAGGCAGUCCCUCUCCUGCUGCGUUUGCGGAAAUUUGCUACAAGACCCUAUUGCUCCUACCAACUCCACGUGUCAGCAUUAUGUCUGCAAAACUUGUAAAGGCAAGAAGAUGAUGAUGAAACCGUCAUGUAGCUGGUGCAAGGACUACGAACAGUUUGAGGAGAAUAAGCAGCUAAGCAUCUUAGUGAACUGCUAUAAGAAACUCUGCGAAUACAUAACGCAGACUCCACUGGCACGAGAUAUAAUCCAGGCAGUCGAUUGUUCUGCAGAUCUUUUGGCUUUGCUCAAAGAUGGCUCACCACUCCACGAAGAGACAGACAAAUCUUCCGAUACAGCCUUGGCUUUGUGUUUGACACAUUCCCCAGUACCUUCAACCUCAGAACUCACACCCGAUCCUCCAGCUAGUUUUACGUCAAUACCUGAAAGCACACACAACAUUGAUAUUAGAGGUUCUGUUAUCAACGGGUUGCCCAAUUGUAAUGGGCUUUCAGUAGAUAAACUCGGAGUGAAUAUUCCUUCUCCUGAACACGCAAACACAAUUGAUGUCUGUAGUACUGGAGAGUAUAUAAAAACUGAAGAUAUCUCUAGCAGCCUGCAGCCUGUGUGCGAUACAGUUUCUACUAGUGACUUGUGCACGACAGGCAUUGACAUCUGCAGUUUCAGUGAAGAUAUAAAACCAGGCGGCUCGCUCCUCCUUAGCGUUGAGGAGGUGCUCCGGAGCUUAGAGACCGUUUCAAAUACUGAAGUCUGUGAUUCUAAUUUGCAGCCCAGCUUGGAAGCGAACAUGACUAACGGCCCUUUCCUGCAGCUUUCUCCCCCGCCCCUUAGCCAUAACAUUUUCAUGUCCACAGAUGCUUCUCCUCACGGAAUCUCCUGUACGGCGGCGACGCCUAAGGUAGUUAAGUUAAACAGAAAGCGAUCUCGAUCAGAAAGCGACAGCGAAAAGGUUCAACCUCUGCCCAUCUCCAGCAUCAUCUGUGGCCCAACAUUGGGAGCAUCGGCUCCGGUAACAGUGAAACAGGAAAAUAAAAUGUCUUUGCAGCCUAUCGCAACUGUACCUAAUGGAGGCACUACUCCCAAAAUAAGUAAAACUGUGCUCCUGUCUAACAAAAGCAUGAAAAAGAAUUUGGAACAUGCCCCUAAGAAAUCCCACCCAAAAGCCAAACCAGGGGUGCUGAAAACAAAAGACAAAGCAAAGGAGAAAGUUCCUAGCAGUAACGUUAUGCCAGGAAGCCCAACAAAAACUGUGUAUAAAAAGCCACAAGAAAAGAAAGGGUGUAAAUGUGGUCGUGCCACCCAAAAUCCAAGUGUUCUUACAUGCCGUGGCCAACGCUGCCCUUGCUAUUCUAACCGCAAAGCCUGCCUUGACUGCAUAUGCCGUGGCUGCCAAAACUCCUACAUGGCUAACGGGGAGAAGAAGCUGGAGGCAUUUGCAGUGCCAGAAAAGGCCUUGGAGCAGACUAGGCUUACUUUGGGCAUUAAUGUGACAAGCAUUGCGGUGCGCAAUGCCAGCACAAGCACCAGUGUAAUCAAUGUGACAGGGUCACCAGUAACGACGUUUUUAGCUGCCAGUACACACGACGAGAAAAGUUUGGAUGAAGCUAUAGACAUGAGAUAUGACUGUUGAAUCUUUCUUUCUUUUCCCUGCCAUCAGUAGGGGAACUGCUACAGUUUUAUGGCAGCUAUGGUUCUGUUUAACUUGCUGGAGCUCCUGCGUUUAGAUCACUUGUAUCAAGUGUUUUUCAUUGCUAUGUUAUGUGUAUUAGUGUCUGGGAAAUAGUUGCAGAUAAUGGAGGAGUUACCCUAAAACUGUUUUUAGUUCUUACAGCACCUCAUAGUUUGAGAUCAAUUGCUGAUGUAAAUGAUUUUAUCACAAGAUCUUUGGCAAGGAAUAUAUUUAACCUCAUUGUACUCGGUCAUGCUUUGUGCUCAGUCAAAGCUUCUGCUUAAAUGUAGAAAAGUGGUAUCUAGUUAGUCCAUCUAAACUGUGCUAGAUUGUGGCGUAGAAGAAUAAUUAUUGAUUACUUACAGUCACCAUUACUAGGAAAUAACCUUGUGUUCCUGUAGGGAACUCAGCACUGAGCUGGAGAAUACAGUCUGAAAAGGGUAGAUCAUUUCUGAUGGAGAGAAUUGGUUAGCUGCUCUAUGGAACAGUUUAAAAAAUAAAUAAAACCAGAUCAGUAAAUAUGCUGAGGAAGCCGAUAGCCCAAAAAGCAGCUCAAUCUCCAGACAAGGCUCAGGAAGAUCAGUUGGUUCAACGCAAAGGUCGAACCACUGACGCGGACGCACCGUCUCCAUUAACAUUAUUCAUUUUUUGUUUUCUUGACAAUCCCACUGGUCCCGUUCCUGGUCACUUGUGCCCUCGGUGCCAGCCCUGUCUGUUUGACGUGUUACUGACUUUUGGCUGGGGGGAGAAAAUUACUGGUUUUUUUUUUCCACCCCCCUUUUUGGUGGCGUUUUUGUUUUUGAGUUCUGCUGUUUUUACUGCUGUUGCCUCUAGAAAAGAGGGGGGUUUGUAGGUUAAAGAGAGACCCCUUGUCUGAUUAUCAUUCCCCCUCCCCGCUGCUGCUCAGUGCCUGGGAUACACAGACACCUCCACAGCAGUUAUCACCACGGGGGCGGGGGGGUGCGUGUGUUUGAUUACAUUUAUACCACAACAGACCUGGGACCCAUCCCCUUGAGGGUAGUUUUUCGCUGAUGGGCAUCUUUUGGAUGGGGCAGAGGAUCGAUUGCUAAGGUCAGGUAUUUCAGACGUUUCUUAGCCAGAAUAAGCUAGCUAACUCACUCCACCCAGAAUCUAUCUCAUUUUUCGCUAGUAAUGUUGAAAGUAGCUUUCGAAGGUCAGUGCUUUUCAACCUGGGCUGAAAGGCCAAUGGAAAAAUAACACCAAGUUGUCAAAGAGCUUAUCUCAGAAAGUGGUAAAAUGAAAGCGCCUUUGUAGGAAUCCAGCUUUAUGCAAAAAUGGUUUAUUUCAGCGCAAUCCCUAAAUGAGAGUACAAGUGGAAGAACUUAAGACUUGUAUUUAGGGCUUCCUUGGCAGCCUAAACGAGUCAGAUUGCUUUGUGAGAGCAGAAAUUUCUCCUCUUUGAAUGAGAGAGCACAAAUCAAACAUGGGCUGACUAGAACACAAAACAUUACCUUCUGAUUUAAAAGGCAGUUCCUGCUUCAACAGCAUGUUAAAUAGUAUGUGAAGCUUUUGAGUUACUUUACCGCGUCCAUCUGUCCUUUUAUUCAUCCAGCGACCCCCGUGGCGCUUUUGGGCCUAACGUUAGGUGUAUUUUGAUUUGGCACAAAGCAUGUACAAUGACGGUUCCUCACCUAAGAAAUAAGCAAAAACCUUUGGACACAAAUGACACCUCCUUUUGUUUUGUAGUGUACCAUGGUGUCAUUUUCUGUGAAUGUGGUCGGAUCUUUUUGUUGGUUUUGGUUUGUUUCUCCCCCCGUCUUUUUUGUGGGGUGGGUAGGGUGGGGGGUUAAAGCCAUAGGAAGAAAAAAAAUGUGAUGUACGUGUCCAGUCUGUACUUUUUUGUUUUUGUUUUGCAAGAAGAGUUGAAAAAUAUUUUUGAUAAUGAGUAAAUGGUGGAAAAUGCUUCUUAGUAUUCUUGUCUUUAUUUGCCAACCCAAGUACCUAAGAUCUGUGUUUUUUAGCCCUCAUGAGAUUUAACGAUGUCCUAUUAAAAUGUAUUUAGUUAAACUUGUAUGUGAUUUUUGUGUUGACCCAAAAGGAUUCUACCAUUUUCUAAUUUGGUGGUUUGAUGGUGACCUACUAAUGUAAAUCUGUUUUAUUAGUCCACUACGUGUAAGAAAAGUAGCCAAACCGGAGUCUGGUUUGAGGGGAGCGAACUGCACAGCAUGGGUUGUGUCCGACUGCUUUUGCAGAGCUGUUAAGUUUUGCUGAGAUUGUUUGCUGGUACAUUUGUUAGGACUUUCAUUAAAUUAAAUACAGAGUACCUUUGCUCCAGAGAUGCGGGAGUACCUGGAAUCCUUACUAUCUCACUGCUGCAUUCAAUAUGGUACCAAAAGUCGGAGAAUUUAGGUCAAGCGUGUUUUGGAACUGUUGACAGGAAAACCCUGACCAUUGAUGUAAAAUUGCAAAUGGUAGAUUCAGGUUGUUUCUAAAAACAUUUCCUUUUAUGCUGCCACGUUCUUG
Chroicocephalus ridibundus (black-headed gull) is the source of this 4953-nucleotide messenger RNA. It is a transcript of the gene MSL2, whose product is annotated as MSL complex subunit 2. The record is from RefSeq and is a predicted model, not a curated record. Gene Ontology annotation, cellular component: MSL complex. Gene Ontology annotation, molecular function: ubiquitin protein ligase activity. Lineage: Eukaryota; Metazoa; Chordata; Aves; Charadriiformes; Laridae. Bases 691 to 2430 code for a protein of 579 amino acids. Gene Ontology annotation, biological process: protein ubiquitination. The transcript has 2 exons.